Micropterus dolomieu (smallmouth bass) is the source of this 1863-nucleotide messenger RNA. RefSeq lists its product as uncharacterized. Lineage: Eukaryota; Metazoa; Chordata; Actinopteri; Centrarchiformes; Centrarchidae. The record is from RefSeq and is a predicted model, not a curated record.
CAAUGUGGCAGCAGUGCAGCUGCUGUCCGUUGUCGUGACUGCCGACCACAACCAUUCUUUUGUGCUGAUUGUGAUGUCAGUAUACACCGAAACCAUGUGUUCCACAACAGGGAUGCAACAAUAGCUGGAUUCUUUCAGCCAUUGCCUCCAACAACCUGUGUCGUGGAGAGGGCUCUUUCCCAGUGUGUGUGUAUUGUGCCGUUGGAGAUUCCCAAAAAAAUAUGUAGUUGUUCUCCGGGAUCGUUGAGUGUCAACACAGGAAAAGUUGUUGCUGUGGUUACAAUGAAUGGACGAUAUGAUCUCAGUAUGCCUGAGAUGAAAUGUGAGGCAUGCAAAGCCACAUGGAGCGCUGGAGUGGAUGACUUAGUCCGUAAUGACUACUGGCCUGCUACCCUUCACUUUUCCACGGUGUACGCUACAGAUGUUUUUUGUUCUUAUGAAGAAUUGAAGAUGGCAGCACCAGGACUGUCCUGCCAAGCAUUCUUAAGAAUGCUUGAUCAACGAACUGUCCGCUUUGGCCGUACUGGGAAGAUCACAGCAGACAGCUUCAGAAAAAGCUUUUUGGAGUGGGAGGCUGUUAGAUUUGAAGUGGAUAAGAUCUGCAGGGAGGAGCAUUUUAUCUGUCCUGCAUGCACCCCAGACAUGCUUGCUGUUUCUGUGGACGGAAAUCACAAGCACUACCGCUUUAAGAACGCAGCAAGAUCUGAAGAACAAGCCUUAUUUGAUGGCAUCUUCAUUGCAAAAGAUGAUGAAGUAGAAAGAUUUGUGGAUUACAUUCAUUCCAACACCAACCAUGUCUCUGGAAGAGGUGUCUGUGGAGGGGAGUGGUCAGCUGCCAGGGAAACUUCUCAGAGAUCCUCUAGUAAAAUUGAUGAGGAGGGACUUGAGCUUGCGGUCUGUCGACAUGGAGUUUUUCUCGGCGCUCUCAACAUGUUCAGGGGAGAAAUAUAUGCUUAUCCCCUCUACCUGCAGAACAAGCUGGCAAAUAAGUCAAUAAGCUUUUUUGCCAUGGAUGUAACCUGCAAGUACUGGCCCUACCUCAACAAAGUGACAAAAAGCUGCCCGGAGCUCCAGCACCUUCUGAGCAUGAAACCAUUCCUCUCAGUGUUUCAUGCCAAAGCCCAUGAUUUUAAAUGCGAGGUUAAAUGGAGUGGAGCUUACCAGCAAGGGGCCGGAUUGACACUUGGGGAGGAGGUUGAGCAGUGUAACGCCUUCCUCUCUAGGAUUGCUGUGACUACAAAGCACAUGUCCAAAGCAGGACGUACAGACAUGCUUACACUGAUGGCCAUGCGCUGGAAUCAGCAAAAGUUUAAUAACUUGGCUGCUUCACUUGCCUGCCGAUAUCAGAAGGCCGCAAAAAGCCUGGAAAGCCAACUUCAGGAUCUGGAAAGCAUGAAAAUCCAGCUGGCAGUGACACAGGUUGAAGUUGAGGGCUGGGUCACUGAUAUUAAGGAGUGGGCAGAAGGUGAUAGUUAUACUAUUAUUUCAAUGUCUCAGUUCUGCAGAAUAAUGGGAGACAUGCUUCUGCAAGUAAUUACUGUUUUAAAAUGAAAUCAUACAUACACUGUUUUCUUGGUCAUUUACUUGUGCAGUUAAAAUGCCAAAUUUUAGUAUGUAGUGCAUGCACACUGGAAAUCAUGUCAAAACAAAGUGCCCUGAAAGUACCUGAAUGGUGCACAGUCCAAAAGUUGGAACAUUGGACAUUUCGGUGACAUUCAACACUUUAUUUUAAGGUGUCCUUCUUAGAGUGUAAUUAUACAUUUAAAUACGGAGUAAUAUUAAUUAACUACAUGUACUUACUAUAGGAUUAGGGUAGGAUUAGGAUUUGGUUGAGGGUUAGUUACAUGUAAUUAUGCAUAAUUU